Messenger RNA from Carlito syrichta (Philippine tarsier), 2280 nucleotides. It is a transcript of the gene KIFC1, whose product is annotated as kinesin family member C1. Gene Ontology annotation, biological process: microtubule-based movement. The transcript has 11 exons. Bases 92 to 2125 code for a protein of 677 amino acids. The record is from RefSeq and is a predicted model, not a curated record. Gene Ontology annotation, molecular function: ATP binding; microtubule motor activity; microtubule binding. NCBI's taxonomy places the organism in Eukaryota, Metazoa, Chordata, Mammalia, Primates, Tarsiidae.
GCGUCGCGGGCAGGAAAACGCGGGCCCCGGGGUCCCAGCGCCCCGUCCUCUUCCACUGCGCUCCCGCGGCGCGUGUGGGGCGGAGGUGAACAUGGAGCCGCAGCGGCCUCCUCUGUUGGAAGUGAAGGGGAACAUAGAGCUGAAGACACCUCUGAUCAAGGCCCCUUCACGGCUGCCUCUCCCAGGAAGCCGACUCAAGAGGGGGCCUGACCAGAUGGAGGAUGCCUUGGAGCCUGAGAAGAAGCGGACACGAGGCCUGGGUGCAGCAGCCAAAAUUGCCACAUCCCGCCCCAGAGCACCACCCCCUACCACAGUGCCACAGACACAAGGCCAGACCACAGCUCAAAAAGUUUCUAGGAAGACAGGACCCCGGUGUUCCAUAGCUACUGCCACAGUGUUGAAGAACCAGAAGCCAGUCCCUGCUGUUCCUGUUCAGAAGCCUGUCCAGAAGCCUGGCACAUCAACUGUUCCUCCUAUGGUGGGAGGGAAGAAGCCUGGAAAACGUCCAGCCUGGGACUUAAAGGGCCAGUUAUGUGACCUAACUGCAGAGCUGAAGCGCUAUCGUGAAAGGACUCAAACACUGAACUUGGAGAACCAGCAGCUGCAGGACCAGCUUAGAGAUGCUCAACAACAGGCCAAGACCCUGGGGAUAGAACGCGGGACACUGGAAGAAGAGUUAACCAGGGUACGGGCACAGGCUGAGCAGGGCCAACAUGAGCUGAAGAACCUGAGUGCUCAUGUCCUGGAGCUGGAAGAGCGGCUGGGCACACAGGAGGGCUUGGUGCAGAAGCUCCAGAAAGAACAGUUAGAAUUACAGGAGGAGCGGAGGGGACUGACUUCCCGAUUGGAGAAGCAGGAGAAGAGGCUACAGGCAUCAGAAGCGGCUCUGUUAAGCAGCCAGGCAAAGGUGGAAUCUCUGCAACAGGAGACUGCAGCCCAGGCAUCCUUACUGACUGAGCGGGAAGAACGUCUCCAUGGGCUAGAGAUGGAGCGCCGGCGAUUGCACAACCAGCUGCAGGAACUCAAGGGCAACAUCCGUGUAUUCUGCCGGGUGCGCCCUGUCCUUCCAGGGGAGCCCACCCCACCUCCUGGCCUCCUCCUGUUUCCCCCUGGCCCUGGUGGGCCCUCUGACCCUCCAACCCACCUUAGCCUCUCCCGGUCUGAUGAACGGCGUGGGACCCUGAGUGGGGCGCCGCCCCCCACUACCCGCCAUGACUUUUCCUUUGACCGGGUUUUCCCACCAGGAAGUAAACAGGAUGAAGUGUUUGAGGAGAUUGCCAUGCUCGUCCAGUCAGCCCUGGAUGGUUUCCCAGUAUGCAUCUUUGCUUAUGGCCAGACAGGCAGUGGCAAGACCUUCACAAUGGAGGGUGAACCUGGGGGAGAUCCCCAGUUGGAGGGGCUGAUCCCUCGAGCGAUGAGACACAUCUUCUCCGUCGCCCAGGAGCUGAGUGGCCAGGGCUGGAACUACAGCUUUGUGGCAAGCUAUGUAGAGAUAUACAAUGAGACUGUUCGAGAUCUGUUGGCCACUGGGCCCCGCAAGGGCCAAGGGGGCGAUUGUGAAAUUCACCGUGCAGGGCCAGGGAGCAAGGAGCUUACUGUCACCAAUGCUCGAUAUGUCCCUGUCACCUGUGAGAAAGAAGUUGAAGCUUUGCUCCAUCUGGCCCGCCAAAAUCGGGCUGUGGCCCGUACAAUCCACAAUGAGCGGUCAUCACGCAGCCACAGCGUGUUCCAGCUCCAGAUCUCUGGGGAGCACUCCAGCAGAGGCCUACAGUGUGGGGCCCCUCUCAGCCUUGUGGACCUGGCCGGGAGUGAGAGGCUUGAUCCCAGCUUAGCCCUCGGCCCUGGGGAGAGGGAACGCCUUCGAGAAACACAGGCCAUUAACAGCAGCCUGUCCACGCUGGGGCUGGUUAUUAUGGCUCUGAGCAACAAGGAGUCCCAUGUUCCUUACCGGAACAGCAAACUCACCUACUUACUGCAGAACUCUCUGGGUGGCAGUGCUAAGAUGCUCAUGUUUGUGAACAUUUCCCCACUAGAAGAGAACAUCUCUGAGUCCCUCAACUCUCUACGCUUUGCUUCCAAGGUGAACCAGUGUGUUAUUGGUACUGCUCAGGCUAACAAGAAGUGAAGAUGGGACCCAGAUCCUGUGUGGGUGUGUGUGUGGGUGUAUGUAUUGGGGGUUGUGCUGAAGCAUGCUUUUUUGGGUGGAGGGCCCUAUGUACUCAGGCCUAUCAAAUAAAGAAUAGUUAUUUUUUUUAAAUAAAGGUUUUUGGACCAAAAAAA